This is a messenger RNA of Fundulus heteroclitus (mummichog), 5944 nucleotides long. RefSeq lists its product as uncharacterized. The record is from RefSeq and is a predicted model, not a curated record. Bases 1994 to 4153 code for a protein of 719 amino acids. NCBI's taxonomy places the organism in Eukaryota, Metazoa, Chordata, Actinopteri, Cyprinodontiformes, Fundulidae. The transcript is spliced from 2 exons. Gene Ontology annotation, molecular function: ubiquitin-protein transferase activity.
AAAAAAAUUUUUUUUUACACGAUGUUAAAGCGUGGCCACGCCUUACUAAGGCGUGGCCACGCUUUAGUACGGCGUGGUCACGCAUUACGAAUACUCAUACCAUACGUUCAAACUGCACAGCCAUAUUAGGCAGUUUCAGAGAAGAAAGGUAAUUGUGUGCUAAUUAGAAAGUAUCGUGUUUUGUGAGCAAUUCAUGCAGUGGAAUCUGUGUUUUUUAUUCGUUUUAGACCGAUUCAAUUAGAAGGGGUCAUUGUUAUUUAAGGAAACGCGUGUUUUAGCACAUUGUGGCGUCGAGUCUAACACCAGUUGUGGACUUGUGAAGGUGCCUACACAUUGUGCGCGAAUGUGUCUGGUCGAGCACAGGAUUUCCAUAUGAGCGGGUUGCGACACUGGAGCUACGUGACGCUUUGCAAACUCAGUGAGGCCACAGAGGUAAACCCUUGUGACGCAUAACGCGCGAUUAACAGCCGUCAAAGCGGGUUGUGAGGCGAGCGGCGGCACGCAAAUGUGGCGAAUCUGUCGCUGAUAUGUAGUAGGCACCUUAAGAGCAAACACAUGUACACAAAAUGAAAAACCACAACUUCACAAAGCAACGAAUCAGGUGCACACACAAUGACAGGCGAACAUUAAGAGAUGUUCCUUUCCGUACAGCGGGGUUGUCACGGUAUUAAGUUUUCUGACCCACACGCAGAGCACAAACACACACAGGAAAACGGGUUAACAGGUUUAUUUAGGUUAGGGGACGGUGUGAGCGCAGCAGGGCCGGAGACAGAGCCCGAGGGACCGGAGCCGUGGAUGGCUGGAUCUGACGCACUAUCUGCGGGAGAGAUCAGAGAAUUAGAGCGGGGCAAGAGGAAAACGACGAUCAGCUGAUCGCGAUCUUGCCGUGCGCGUAGAGCGGACUGAAACCCGGGGGAAUUGAGGGAUCCAGGGAUGACGCGAGCCAGAGGGCUUGACUUGAGACGCCACCGGUCAAACUGCAGUCAUCUGCGGUAGAAAGAGGAAAAAAAGGCAGCAGACAGAGGCCUGACUGGCGCUGUCCUCACAAAGGUUAAGCCGGAUCAUUAGAAUGAAUAGCAAGGAGUGUGUGUGUGUGUGUGUGUGUGUGUGUGAGAGAGAGAAAGAGAGAGAGUGAGAGACAUUAUUUUGUCAACUCAUUUUAUUAAAACAUUGAUUUUGUUAUGUAUGUCCCUUAGGCUAGGUUUAUUUAUUUAUAUAGCACUUUUCCUGUGCGAAAUAACUCUGCUUUGUGCUACCGAUGUAUGAAAAGUGCUUUAUAAAAACAGUGUAAUUAAUUCAUUCAUUCAUUUGCUUAUAAAAGCCAUAUCACGCGAGAGAGGAUAAUGUAGGUUACUGUGACAUAAUUACAGCUGUGACGACAUUACAGUAGGCUACAACACCACUCUCUUAUGUAAGAUAUUGCUUUACUGUUGUGAAUUAGUCAAAAAUCAAAUUAGCAAUAAGCCUACAUUUAGGCCUGUGCAUAAUAAAAUGAUGACAAACUUUAUACUGUGAACUUGUUCAAAACUCUUUAUCCUCAUACAAACCUAUAUCAUACAGUCAUCCUCAAAAUAAUAUCCCCCAGAAAAAAUUUGAUUCAGAAUUACUAUUCAGAAUUUAACCUGAAUUUAACAAAAACUAAUAAAUAAAAAUGCACUAAAUUAUAAUUUAGUGAAAUAAGAUAAUGCCGUGCCAUGAACAGUGGACCUGUCAACAGGUGUAGAAGUCUUUUUGAACAUUUGAUUGCAGUGAUUCUAUCAAAGUGCACCUCAACAAAAUGUUAGCUUCAGAUCCCCAUUGGGCUUGUUUACUUGUUUAAUUUGUGUGUUUCUUUUUAAUAUGUCUUUUAAACAAAAUUCCGAAUCAAUGUCAUGGUUUUAAGAUAAUUUUUAUUUUUUAUUACUUUUGUUAAUUUUAACUUAUUUCACUGACUUCUAUUUUUUUCCUUCUUUAAUUAAAGGGUUUGAGUUAUUUGAAGGACAACUAUCUAGCCAUGGGAUGUGACAACUCUAAUCUUGUGUUUUGUUUUAGACGCAUUUGGGCUGUAUACGUACACUACAAGAUGGAGAGACAAAAGGACCCCUUGUUGGUGUUUCUGCAAGACCGUGGAACAAAUGAAGAAGUCUUAAGGAAACUUCAAAAUGAUAAGAUUGAUUCUUCUGUCAUUACACUGAUGUCAGAUGAAGAUCUGGCAACGUACAUCCCACAUUAUGGAGACAGAUUAGCAGCUGUCGCAUUCUGUCGCAUGAAUCACCGCCAAGAAUCAGCAGAAUCCAACAGAAAGGAGCUACUUGAAAAAAUAAGAGAAAAGUGCUGUGCUCCAGGUAGUAAGGCAGUUAAAAGAAUGCACACUUUCGAGAGACUGAGAGGAAAUAAAAAUGAAAAGAAAACUGCAAAGAGGGUAGAACUUGGGUGGAUGAAUUUCAAUGAGAAAGAAAAUAGCUUCAAACAGGUACGGAGUGUAAAAGGGGGAGGUACCCGGCAUAUCAGUGUGGACAGGCAAGCAAAAGUAAGUGACAUCCAAGAAAUGGCAGAGUCCCUGUUUUUCCCAAAUGGUGUCUGCAGGUCUUUGAAUCUGGCAGAUCAUGUUUGCAGUAUCCAUGACUUUGCACAAAAUGAAAUGGAUCCAGAUGUUACAGUUGAGGAUCUUUAUGAAAAAACCAAAGUGAAGCUACUCAGAUUGUACCUCUGUACCAAGAGGAAUGUUAAAGACGCAAAAAGUGUUUCCAAUAGUCAACAGUUGACAACCCUGGAAGUUGUGGAAGACUGCCCCCACAAUGGUAAAGAAGAUCAAGGAUCAGACCAAGAAGUCAUAAUUGACUUAUCUUUACUGCCAGACUCAGAUGUGUUUGACCUCAUGAAUCCACAAUCUGAAAUACUGAUCAUUGAAGAACCACCCAAUGUAGCGAUUGACAACAAAGUUGAGGAUGAAAUUGUAGUGUAUGAGGAAAUGGAACAAGACCAAGCAGUCCUUGAAGUCACAACAGAGUGUACAAGAACUGAUCAAGCAGAAGGCAGAGUCAUCGAUAUAGCACAAAGUUUGCCUGAAGUCCAUGACGCACAAAUGCAGUGUGUCACCUAUAGUGAUGAUGAAGUAACUGUUGGUAUGCCAUUUAGUGAUUCAGCUGAUUUAGAUGACACUCUGCCAUGGGAGCAGUCAAAGCCAAUGAUUGUUAUUGUGGUGCAACGUGGUAACUGUCUUUCUGACCUCUUAGCUGCUUUUCUUGACCCAGAUAUAAUGAACAAAGAAGUCCACAUUAAGAGGAAACUUCCUAAUGGAGAGCUGGAACAGGGUGAAGGCUCAGGGGUAGUGCGUGACUGCCUGUCAGAAUUCUGGGGAGAAUUCUACAGCAAAUGCACAUUAGGUGCAAAUGUGAAGACACCUUUCCUCAGGCACGAGUAUCAGGUUGAGGAAUGGCAAGCAAUUGCAAGAAUCCUAGUAACAGGUUGGAUAACUGUCAGAUAUUUCCCACUCCUUCUCCCACUACCAUUCUUGGAAGAAACCUUGUAUGGAACCAUUUACAGCAGUGUGACAGAGAGCUUCUUGCAAUAUGUUUCAAAAGAAGAGCGGGAAACCCUUGAGCUUGCACUGAAUUGCUUUGAAGCUGUUGACAAAGAUGACCUUGUUGAUGUGCUGGAUGCACAUGAUUGCCACCAGCGUGCCACCAAAGACAACAUUGCUAGACUAGUGUCACAAUUAGGGCACAAGACCUUAAUCCAGACACCAAUGUUUGUUAUUAAAAGCUGGAAGCCCAUCUUAAAAAUCCUGAAAGAUACUUUGUUUCCACACAAGCUUGUGGAAAUAACGGAGGAACGGAUCCCAACCCCAAAACGUGUUAAGCAGCUUCUGAAAUUUCCAGAAGAGAUGACAGCCAUUCAAAACAAUGUGGCCAGACAUCUGAAGAGGUACAUCGGGGAAUGUGACAAAGGCUUGUUAGAGGCUUUUCUGCGUUUCUGCACAGGGGCAGAUAUUCUCUUUGGGCAAAACAUCACUGUUCAGUUCAUAGAGACGACUAAAUUCCAGUGUCGACCUCAAGCUCAUACCUGUGGGUGUCUACUGAUGUUGCCUGUGAACUAUCAGAACUACCCAGACCUCCGCACUGAUUUUGACCUUGUUCUCAGAAGUGGAGUCUGGGUAAUGGACAUUAUCUAAAAACUGAUGGUUCAUUGAAUGUGAAGGAACAGCUCUCAAAUGAACAACUACCAUAUCAAGUGCUGCUUAAAAUCUGGCACCCCAGAACAGUAAAGCAAUUCUAUAUUUUGUUGGAUAUUUCUGUUAAAUGAGGAGUACAAAAUUGUUCUUGUUAAUCACACGUUGCCAAUGUUAAAUAGGUAAUGCAUUCUGAAUAAAUAAACAAUAGUUGCUCUUUUGCAUUCUGUUAACAAUUCAAGUCAGUUUUUGUAAGAGAAAUGUUGCAAAGUGGGAAUUCUCUUUGGUUUAGAUCUACUUUAAAACAAUACAGUUUAAAGAAUAACAAACUAUUGUUCUAGCAGUUAAUAACAUAUGAUUUAUAUAUGACAUUAUUUUAUUUUCUCAAGACUGCUUUUCUGCUGUCAUGUUCACUUAAAAAUAAACUUUUUUUGAGUAUGAUUUGUGUAUUCAUCCCAUUCUAAUAAAGUAGUUGCUGUUUUGAUAACAGAUUCAAUACAAAUCUUAGUAUCUUAAAACUUAACAGAAAGAUAGCAUCUGCUGCUGGUCUAUAAUGGUUUAGGCCCUCCUUACCCACCCAACUCCUAGGUCAUCAGGAUGUGGUCUUUUAUAAGUUCUCAGGGUCAAAAUCAGACAUGGAGAAGCUGUGUUCAGCCUUUAUGCUCCCCAUGUCUGGAGCAAACUCCCAGAAAGCCUCAGAUCAGCUGAAACACUCAGCUGAUUUAAAUCCAAGUUAAAGACCCACCUCUUCUCAGUUGCCUUUCCAUUGUUUUUAUUCAGGAAUGUUUCUUUUAAGAUAAGUCAUUAAUUUCUUGUUUUUAAUCUCAAAUCAUUCUUUUAACUGUUUUAUUCUCUGAUUUUUCCUGCACCCUGCUGUAAUUAUUUUAACGUUUUAUGACUGACUUGUCUAACAUGGAAUGUGAUAUAAAACUAAACUUACUUUAAAUGAAUACAUACUAAUAUAUACAUACUAUAGUAAUACAUACAUUACAAACACACAAACCAGUUUCACAAUGAACGGCAACUGAGUUGGAUAUUCUGUGGCAAUGUCUUUUUUGAUGAGAAACAAAAAAUUCCAAUUGUCUAGCUGAUUUGAACAAACAAAAUUUCCUGUGAAAUAAUGACAUCCUAAGCAAAUUAUGAUACAAUAUGUUUUUAUGUUAUAAUAACUUGAGUUACUUAGACCCAUGAAAUGUAUACAAGUAAUGUAUUCAUGUAAUGACAUGUAGACCCAUUCAGAUUUUCCAGGCAAGUUAAUCAAAAACAAUCGAAUGUAGAACCUCCCGUAUUCUAAGGUAAAAUUCUUGAGCUUGUGGUAUGUCUGUGGGGAAUGUAAGGCCUGACUCUGACAUGAUCACAUUACAGAGGUCAAACACAUCUUCGUCACAAGGAACGGUUGACAGGAACUUGCAUAACUGUUUAAAAGCAUUAAGAUUGUUGUGUGGAACAACAAAAUCUUCACAUUCCCACAGGUGUGGUGCAGUAUACAUCAGGUCAGGGAUGCCACUGGGUACAUUGGUAUUCUUUGUUGGCCUGAUACGGUGACUGUUCCACACAGCCUUGAUGUUAUCCAACUGUUCCUGACAGAAAAAAAAAAGAUAUAGAUUCAUUUCAGUUUCAUUACUUUUGCUUGCUUUUAUUAAGAAGGUUGCUAAGAAAGUAACCAGUUACUCUAUUGUGGACUUUAGGAGAAGGGGCCAGGAGGCAUGCAAAAGUCACAGUGCACAGUUUAUUACUGCAUUAUGUUGCAGUGCAUAUGUGCACAGCAACAUAUUAAAAUGUUUUUUAAGAAAA